Molecule: messenger RNA, 4367 nt
Organism: Oncorhynchus keta (chum salmon)
Lineage: Eukaryota; Metazoa; Chordata; Actinopteri; Salmoniformes; Salmonidae
Gene: gpr137
Product: G protein-coupled receptor 137
Exons: 8
Coding region: 1976-3139 (387 amino acids)
Biological process (GO): positive regulation of TORC1 signaling
Cellular component (GO): lysosomal membrane
Source: RefSeq, a predicted model, not a curated record
AUCUAAUUAGCUGCUGACUGUAGCUGGCUGACUAACGUUAUCGCGCAGUUAUUUUAGCUACGCAGAUAAUCACACCGUCAGCAUUGAAGAUUAGGGUAGUUUAGCUAGUCUUCGGGUUAUAUUGUUCAGCUGCUAGUUUGUGAAGUUGUUUAGACAUGCAGAGGGUUAAAUUGAAAGGGAUAAAGUCGCCUAGUUGGAGUGGGAAAUCCCCAAUGUAGAAAGUAAACAACACCGACUUGGACAAUCGGAUUAGUUGGUAUAAACAGCCUCAAACUAAUGACUGCAAAAUCGUUGAAAUGUUUCACUACAAGCCAGAAUGUUGAAUAAAAAUACAUUUGAACUUAAUCUACCGGUUGACGGUGGUGUUGGUCCUUUAGAUGGUCGAAAUUUGAGACACGCCCUGCAUUGUUAACCUGACUUCUUAGAGCGCUGGGUGUUUUUACUGAUUGACCCUUCAUUUAACUAGGCAAGUCAGUUAAUAACAAAAUCUUAAUUACAACAACGGCAUACCAAAACGUCUCCUGCGGGGACGGGGUCCUGGGGUUAAAAUAGAUAAAUAAAUACAAUAUAAAUAUAGGACAAAACACAUAUCACAACAAGAGACACCUUGGUUUGUUUACGUUUCUACGUUUGUCUAGAUGACGUAAACCUACAGCUCUGUCUAGUGGUGACGUCAGGGACAGCAGUUGUUGACAACUGUAGCAAACCCUAACUAUGUUCCCUAACUGAAACCUCAUUCUCCUAACCUGCUACGUUAAUUCACUUAACCUGCUACGAAAACAAACCAUGUGUGCUGACAAAUUGUCUGUAAGGUCCCUCAGUCGAGCAGCGAAUUUCAAACACAGAUUGAACCACCAAGUAUCACCCCACCCGUACUGAAGUUGGCAUUUCAAUUACCUGGCACAUGCACAAAACCAUGUAAAUGGCCUGCUUGACUUCAUUGGACUGAGCCAUAAUAAGAACAACCCAGUUAGUAUGCCCAUUGCCUGCAUGUACUUCCGUCAUGUGCUCAUGCCUUCAGUCAUGAACGAACAUGUGUGCAUGCGAUGCAUGCAGUCUAACUGCAGUCUGCAGGUACAACGACUUCAGAAAGCAUUCAUACCCUUUGAUUUAUUCCACAUUUUGUUGUGAAAAAAAUAGUAAAUGUCUGUUUUUUUUUACCCAUCUGCCAAUGGGUGCCCUUCUUUGUGAGGCAUUGGAAAACCUCCCUAGUCUUUGUGGUUCAAUCUGCAUUUGAAAUUCCUGCUCCACCGAGGGACCUUACAGAUAAUUGUGUGUGUGGGGUACAGAGAUGAGAUAGUCAUUCAAAAAUCAUGUUAAACACAUUUUUUUUUGCAUAGAGAGUCCAUGCAACGUAUUGACUUGCUAAGCACAUCUAUACUCUAACUUAUUUAGGCUUGCCAUAACAAAUGGGUUGUAUACUUAUUACCUCAAGGCAUUUCAGCUGUACAUUUAUUUUAUUAAAUUAUAUUUCGAAAAAUAUAAUUCCACUUUGACAUUGUGUGGUAUUGUGCAUAGACCAGUGACCCCAAAACAUCUAAAUGUCAUAGAAAAUGUGGGAAAGGUCAAAGGGUAUGAAUACUUUGAAGGCGGUGUAUAUGAACUGUUUAGCUCAUGGGCCAGGUGAUAGAAACGCCAACGUCAGUACCUGGGCUCUAAAGGUCGGCUGAACGAUACUUUCCUGUGGAUAUUUUGUCUCACAUUUCGAGCAGCUGAAAGACAAGUCGCACAGAAAACAGUUGUCUCUACUACCUCUACCACAGUGACAAAGUGUUGAGGCAGAGGACCAUGUUAUUCAAACCACUCUGAAGAUAGUGUUUUAAUCGCACUUUUAAAAAAAAUGGACACACUGAAAUCCUCCCGUGUUUAUUUCGAACGCUAAUAAAUGUGAUCAUUAUUGAUCAUUUUAUAUACAAGGGAAAUAACUAUCUUAUUGCCAGACAGUGAGUGACACAGUCUAUUCCCAUUCACCUCAAUGGAAGUUCCAGUCACACCAAUACUACCCUCUAACUCUACCCUGCCAACACCUUUCCCUCUGCACCCGGCCGUGGCCCCAUCAGUCCAGCUUGGAUUUACCAUCCUCUACACUACUCUCUACGGAAGUCUCUUCUUGGUAGUCUACGUUCAGCUCUGGCUCCUCUUUCUCUACCGACACAAGCGCUGGAGCUACCAGAGUGGGUUUCUGUUCCUCUGUCUUCUCUGGGCGGCUCUUCGUACAACUCUGUUCUCUUUCUACUUCCAUAAUGCCCUGGAAGCCAAUCACCUGGCCCCAGUGUUUUACUGGCUCCUUUACUGCUUCCCUGUCUGUCUGCAGUUCUUCACCCUCAGUCUCAUCAACCUCUACUUCACUCAGGUAUUACUCAAAGUGAGAGAGAAGUACAACCCUGACACUGAACCCGCCAAUGGACUAUGUUGGGCGCGGUGCUUCUACACCACCCUGAGUGGUGUGUUCCUGUGUGUCAACGUGGUGUGUGCUGCUCUCGGCUGGAACGGGGGCAGUGGAGGAGCAGGAACUAAAACAUGGAGUCUGGUUCUGAUACGAGUGCUGGUCAACGACCUGCUUUUCAUCUUUGAGGCUGUCUGUCUAGCUGCACUACUGCUUCUGUUAACCCGACGCUCCCCAUCCACCAGCCCUUACCUGCACAGUAAGGUGAUGUGCCAGACUGCAGUACUAGGAGCAGGUGUAAUCUUGCUCUUUGCUAGUCGAGCAUGUUACAACCUGGCUGUUCUCAUACUGUCCCAGAAUCACAGAGUGGAGUCCUUUGACUUUGACUGGUACAAUAUCUCUGACCAGGCUGACCUGCGUAGUGAACUGGGAGACCGGGGUUACUUGGCGUUCGGUGUAAUUCUCUUCAUAUGGGAGCUGCUUCCCACCAGCCUCCUCAUCCUCAUCUUCAGAGUCCGCCAACCGCCUAAAGAAGAUGGCUGUAGUAUGCCCAACAGCAACAGAGUACCCCGGCCGUACUUCUUUGAUGACCCAGCAGGGGAAGACGCUGACUCGGGUGUUCCUUGGGUCAACAGCUCACAUCCACACCAAAGCUGGUAUGGAUCCAUCAAGGAGACGACACCUCUCGUCUUCGCCAGUAACCCUCUGGACCAGAACCAACACCACUCCUUUUACUCUACACCACAGAACUAACUGAUCCUCUGUCCCAAAUGGCACCCUAAUUCCCUUUUUAUAGUGCACUACUUUUAACCAGGGACCAUAGGGCUCUAGUCAAUUGUAGUGCACUAUGUAGGUUAGAGGAUGCCAUUUGGGACGCACAUUGAUCCUGUCUGUCUGCAGUGAAAUGCUGAAGCGCUCUAUCUCAGGUUGCUGAAAAGGCGUUGCGCGGUCGAUCCAACAUACUUUGGUCAUGCAGCAUUUACAGUGAGUCGGCGCGUCCGUACUUCGCCGAGCUGUUGUCAAGGAAGUGACUUUGUGUUUUUAUACAGAACCUCCCGCCCUCGCCUACCGUCACCCAAUCAUGUCAAUGCGGAGCGAUGUGGAACCCUCUGCAUUGUUACAUUUGGGGAGGCGCACGGCGAUUGUGGUCCGGAGCUCAGUUUGGCCUCUGGAGGCUCUUGCAAUUGUCACACCCUCCCAUACGGAGCCUCAAACCACAUUUUCAAAUCCACCAUAAAUUGUCUUUGAUCGCUUUCAGCUGCAGACAGCAAUACCUCCAUUCCAAUUGACUGGUGUUUUUGCACACAAAAAAACAACCUCAUCACUAAAUAGAGUAACUAUGCACCUUUUAUUUUAUUGAUCAACUGAUGACCGUCAUCUCCAACAGAGCCUCGUUUUUUGUGGGGGGGGGUUUUAUUCUUAUGAUUGGUCGCGAUGUGUUUUGUCCUCUGACCUGUGUAUUCAUUAGAUCUGAUUGCAGUCUCUGUGCUAUUUCAUGUCAACUCCUUGUCCGUCAAUGCCAUGUCAACGGAGGUGGUAAGAGGACAAACACUGACACUCAGGCUAUAUUCAUUCCAUUACAGAAAGUUUAUUUUCAAAUUUUCUGACAGGACUAAAUGUCAUUAUUUUGUAAAGGUAUUGUUUCCUACUUGCCGUCUAGCUUAAAGGCACUGUAAAAAUCGGCAUGACCACUUUCAGAAGUAAUGCAGACAACAGAUUAGUUUUGUCAUUUUAUGUGAUUGUACAUUGAAGUAAACUAACUUAUUUAAUCAGAUAUCACCUGUCGUUUUAGCAGUUAUGGACCAAAUACCUCUUCCUUCUCACCAGCAUCCAUUUUAUAAGGGAAUUUUCUAGGUGCUUCAUAGCUAAACAGAAUAUACUCAGAUUGUGUAAAUGUGUGAUUACACUGAACAAAAAAAGCACAACAUGUAACGAGUUCUCGUGUUUCUAUGAGCUGAAAUAAAAGAUCCCAGAAAUGUUC